Messenger RNA from Alnus glutinosa, 1672 nucleotides. Its product is annotated as F-box protein CPR1-like. The record is from RefSeq and is a predicted model, not a curated record. The transcript has 3 exons. Bases 139 to 1344 code for a protein of 401 amino acids. Gene Ontology annotation, molecular function: protein binding. Lineage: Eukaryota; Viridiplantae; Streptophyta; Magnoliopsida; Fagales; Betulaceae.
ACUUUCACGAGUUGCCACGCUCUACCAAUCUGACGAAGGUUCUGAAAAGGACUAGAAACUGCUUCUACAUCUAUUCCAGCGCUCGUUCAUCUCCGGGCCGAAACCCAGCCAGCCAACCAACCUUAUCCGCCGUCCGAUAUGCCAAACCUCAAGCUAGACCUCCCGUCCGAUGUAACCACCGACAUCCUUUGCCAGCUUCCGGUGAAGACGCUUCUACGGUUCAGAUGCGUAUCCAAGCGUUGGUGCUCCCAAAUAGACGGUCCAGAUUUCAUCAAGCUUCAUCUUAGCCGCUCGCUUGCCACAAAAUCUAAUCUCAGCCUUGUUCUCAGAAAUUGGUACCUCUACUCUGUUGAGUUCGAUUCGCUUCGCACCGCCACGGAAAUCAAUCCCCCAUUGAACGUGAUCUGGGGUAUAACUGACGUUUUUGGCUCUUGCAAUGGCUUGGUGGCUGUGUGUAACUCUGAAGAAGAAAUAGUUUUGUGGAAUCCAUCAACGAGAAAGCACCAGAGACUGCCUACGAUGCCGGUUGAGGAUCCUAAAGGUGAUGUUAAACCCCGUCGUUAUACUUUUUAUGGAUUUGGGCCCGACCCCAUUAGCGAUGACUACAAGGUUGUGAGGAUGGUGCAGUUUGUUGGUGAUAAUGGGUUUUUCUCUGCCGAGGUUAAAGUUUAUAGCUUGAAGACUAACUCUUGGAGAGGAAUCAAGGAAUUACCUUAUUAUAUUCGUUAUCUGUUUCAGCUUGGUUACCUUCUUUUUUACAGAAGAGGGUAUGGUACGCUUGCUAGCGGUGCUUUGCAUUGGGUGGUGCCUGCAGGAUUUGGAUUGCUCUGUAUGAUUGUUGCUUUUGAUCUUGUGGCUGAGGAAUUUCGAAUUGUACCGCAGCCUGAUCAUGUCGAUCCUGGUUUUGAAAUGGAUCUGGGGGCCUUGGAAGGGUGCCUAUGCAUGCUUUGCAAUUACGGCGGUGAUUUUGUUGAUGUAUGGGCGAUGAAGGAAUAUGGAUUAAAGGAGUCUUGGACUAAAUUGUUUAAGGUCUCACAAUCCAGUUUGAAUAGGAGGUUUGGACAGGUGAUGCCUUUAGCUUAUUCUAAGAGUGGUGACAAGGUUCUUUUGGAAUUGGACAAGGACAAGCUCCUUUGGUAUGAUUUGAGAAGGAGAAGUGCCAAGAAAGUGAGGAUUGAGGGGGCUCCAAAUUCAUUCGAUGCGGCUGUUUAUGUGGAAAGCCUCGUUCCCUUAGGUGGUGGUGGAAUGAAUCGGAAGACCCGGCAACCGCCAGAGGAAAAGAAGAAAAGCAAUAGAAAGAAGAUGGAUGAUUUCCUGUCCAAAGGCUUUAAACUGGCUCUUUAAGCAAAUAGCAGGACAGAAAAUUGGCACAAUGUGAAAAGAGCUCCACUGGCGUGAGAACUUUCACCAAAUCAGAGUAUUUGCCGAUGUGACUUCACUGACUUCAAUUCACUUGUGUUGCUAAGUACCGAUUCUCCUUACAUUUUUCAAUGUUCAAGGGGACCUGAGUUUUACUUAAAAGGGCUUGCAAAUCCAAUUUUUUUUUUUUUUUUGGUUCGUCAAUGCUGCUUCUGCCAUGCAUGUUAUAUGAUCGAUGAGCUCCAUCUUCAUAAGAGAAAAUAAUGUGAUGCAUGUAUUACUAGAUGCAACAAAGAUGGGUGAUUUUCUCAAA